AAACCAAACCUAGAGCCGCCAGCAAGGAUUAGGAAAAGCUCUGCUUAUCUUUACUCAGCUCUGAGCCCUGGGUGAGUCAAACUUUUUCUGAGUUCACUGUUUGUACGACGGGGUCCACACUGAUGGGUUCUUGGCUAUGCGUCUGUCACUGCUCAGAUUCAAGAGGGGAUGUCCUGGUGCGCUCCUGCGAACCUGCAGCUAAAUCCCAGACACCCCCGCGCCCACCCGGAGCCAACAGGGAAUGGGGAAGCCAUCACUCAAUAUACCGACAGGGGUGAGCUUUGGGGGCUUUGGCCAUGCCAAGCUGUAUCUGUGGGGCCUAUUUGCCAACACACAGUAGUUAGGCAAAGCCAACAGGCCACAAGUGUCAGCGGAGAAAGUGCAGGGUUGGUGAAGAACCUCCUCCUAUCCCCAAGUGCCAAGAGGAAGGCGCCUCCCUCUAACCCUCAGCCUCCCCUGGCUUGAAAGGCUCAAUUUUUUUGGGCAAUCCCCUGUGACAUCAUGGGAACAGAGGUGGUUUCAUUUAAGACCAGCGUAGGUCCAGGGAGCUGCCCAGUACAGAAACCUCCCAAGACAGACGUCGCCAUCGAAACCCCAGCUGAAGCUGUGAGCUUUUUGUUUUCUGUCCGGGUCACUGUGGAUGGCGUCCCAGGCCUUGUUGGAGCCGCAGCCCUCUAACCAAAGCCAGCAGGCCCCUCCCAACGUCACCUCCUGCGAGGGUGUUCCAGAAGCCUGGGACCUGCUGUACAGGGUGCUGCCAGGGUUUGUCAUCACCAUCUGUUUCUUUGGCCUCCUGGGGAACCUUUCAGUGCUGUCCUUCUUUCUCCUGCCUCGGCGGCGGCAGAGACAUCACCGAUUAACCAUAGCAGAAAUCUACCUGGCUAACUUGGCAGCCUCCGACCUGGUGUUCGUGCUGGGCCUGCCCUUCUGGGCAGAGAACAUUGAGAACCAUUUCAACUGGCCCUUUGGAACAGACCUCUGCCGGGUGGUCAGCGGGGUCAUCAAGGCCAACCUGUUCGUCAGCAUCUUCCUGGUGGUGGCCAUCAGUCAGGACCGCUACAGGUCACUGGUAUAUCCCAUGACCAGCCGGGGCUACCGGCGGCGGCGGCAAGCCCAAGCCACCUGUCUGCUCAUCUGGGUAUCAGGGGCCCUCUUGAGCAUCCCCACAUUCCUUCUACGCUCUGUCAAAGUUGUCCCCGACCUGAACAUCUCUGCCUGCAUCCUGAUUUUCCCCCACGAGGCUUGGCAUUUUGCAAGGAUGGUGGAGUUGAACAUUUUGGGUUUCUUCCUCCCAUUGGCUGCCAUCAUCUUCUUCAAUUAUCACAUCCUGGCAUCCCUGAGAGGGCAGAAGGAGGCCAGCAAGACCAGGUGUGGGGGUCCCAAGGGCAGCAAGACGACGGGGCUGAUCCUCACACUGGUGACAUCCUUCCUGAUCUGCUGGGCCCCCUACCACUUCUUUGCCUUCCUGGAUUUCCUGGUCCAGGUGAAAGCAAUCCAGGACUGCUCCUGGAAGGAAUUCACAGACUUGGGGCUGCAGCUGGCCAAUUUCUUUGCUUUCAUCAACAGCUGCCUGAACCCAUUGAUUUAUGUCUUUGCGGGCCGGCUUUUAAAGACCAGAGUCUGGGAACAUUAUAAAUGAUACACCCCUAGAAGUGGCAUGCCCAUAUCCCCCACUAGGAAAGAACUCUUCCAACUGUUCUGGAAGAAUUGAAACAGCAAGCCAAUAGGCCUGCCUGCCUGCCUUCUAGACCAAUCAUCUCUGAUACCAUUAAGACCAGCUGGUCAGCUGACCCAGGGCCCAGAAGGAUGCCCAGGGAAUGCCACUAGUAGGGUCACAGGGACCUUGCAGAUGUAAUUAAGCUAAGGAUCUGGAGAUUAAGCUGAUCCUGAAGUGCAAAACAGUCACAGGGGGCCUUUUAAGCAGGGACUUAGGAGGGCUGGAAUGUGUGAUGAGGAAGGGGCCAUAAGCAGAGACUUCAGGCACCCCUAGAGCCUGGAGCAGGAAGAACAGAUAGACGUCGCCUCUGCAACCUUCAGAAACAAACAAAACAGCCCAGCCAACAUGCUGACUACUGUGAAAGAAGAAAACUGUGAGAGAAUAAAGCUGUGUUCUCAUUUGCA
Messenger RNA from Mesocricetus auratus (golden hamster), 2121 nucleotides. It is a transcript of the gene Bdkrb1, whose product is annotated as bradykinin receptor B1. Bases 641 to 1639 code for a protein of 332 amino acids. Gene Ontology annotation, biological process: neutrophil chemotaxis; response to mechanical stimulus; G protein-coupled receptor signaling pathway. The record is from RefSeq and is a predicted model, not a curated record. The transcript is spliced from 2 exons. Gene Ontology annotation, molecular function: bradykinin receptor activity. Gene Ontology annotation, cellular component: membrane. NCBI's taxonomy places the organism in Eukaryota, Metazoa, Chordata, Mammalia, Rodentia, Cricetidae.